GUUUGGGGGGUGAGAAACAGGCCUGUGUUGCUGAUUCCACUGCAGUUGCGGAAUAUUAUGCAAUCUACGAAGCAACAAAGGAAGCAAGAUGGUUAUCGCAGUUCAUGUCUGAAUUGGGGCAAGAUGGCUCUGCGCCCAGCCCUUCCGUGAUCCUCUCUGACAACGAGACGGCCAUAGCCAUGUGUAAGACAUGGGAAGUGUCUGAAAGGACGAAACAUAUAGAUAUCAAAUAUCAUUUUGUGAGGGACAUGACGGAAAAGGGGAAGAUACAGGUUAAGCACAUCACUGGCAGGGAGAACCCUGCUGAUUUGUUCACCAAGGCAGUGAACGGUGCGCGCAUCAAGUACCUGUGUGAAAAACUGAAUCUUGCACGUGUUCCUUGAGUGUCUGUCAUGAUUGUUAAAUUUUGAGAUUUAACCAGGAGCUAUGAAUGACUUGAACGGGGAUAUGUUCUGAAGUUAAGUCAAAUAGUGUUUGAUGGUUUUUUUUUUGUAAGUUCACACCGAAGGUUUUAUUCAACGAACACAUACUGUGCUGAAGGAAAUCUUAGUUUCUCUAACCUUAAGUGUCUCAAGGGGAAGUGUUGGAUAUGUUUUGUGAGACACAUAAGUCACGAAAGUAAUAAUGUUUUAUUUGUAUUUGCUACAUAGACUUUGAUUUGACUUCCUUUGUUUAGGUGCCAUCUUGUUUUUUGUAUGUGUACGAAUGUUGUUAUCGUUGCAGCCAUGUCGGCUCUGUGUGUACUGUGCGAUACUAGUAAAUAGAGAUUGAGUUAAAAGCAAAAGAGGAUAGGUUUGAUACACUCUAUGAUGACUCACAAGCACAAGCUAUGAAAGAGUUCCUGGAUUCUGAGCCGUCACUCAUUGAGUGCUGUGAGAAAGUGCAGUACUUCAGAGAUUAUAUAGUGAAAAUACUGGAACUAGUAAUGAAUGAAUACUUCUUUGUUGGCAGACUUGGACAGUAUGAUAUCAUACACAACUGGAAGGAACAGGCUUAUUCUUUCAUCAGCCAGAUAGUUGAUUACUUGGUGGAAAAGCAUCGUAAAGAAAAUGAAAGGAUCUGCAAGGAGUUCGCGGAGGUGACCAGGCGGGCGGCCCAGGUGCCCCAGUCGACAGAGGAGCUCCUAGCCAUGGUGCAGUACAUGGAGUACGCUCGUUCGACCCUGCUGGACGAGCUGGCGGAGGCCAUCGACGGGCAGGUGCAGCAGUUGGCCGUCUUCUUCGACUUCGCCGCCAUCUCCGUCGAUCACGUCGACGAGAACACCGCGGUCGUCCACUGGCUGCAGGACAUCCAGCCGGUCUUCGCGGAGAACGCCUCGCUUUUGGAGGAGUGCAAGCACGAAUUCGAACGCAAGCUCGCCGAGAAGACGGAGCAGCUGAGCAAGCAGCUGGAGGAGCUCGGCCCACGCCUCGUCAUGAUGGACCUCAUGGACGAGGCGGACAGCAUAGACGAGUACGUGCAGUUCAUGAUGAAGCUGCUGAGAAAGCUAAAGAAAUACGACGAGCAGUUAGCUUGGAUCAACAAGGAAGAGGCGUUAUUUAACCUGCCACUAUCAACGUACCCAAAACUGGAAGAACUAAAGGAUAUCAUAUUUCCUUUUUCAAAGCUUAUUUUCCAAAUUCGAAAUUGGAAAAGAAAUUACAGGAUCUGGAUGGAUGGAGACUUCCGCAAACUGGAUGCCAAAGAAAUUGAAAACACUGUUGACGAAUUGUACAGAGAAAUCACCAAAAUAUCGAAGACGUAUCGCGCUAAGAUCCGCGCCCAAAUAACUGCAGAUGACCCGACACGGUUCAAAGGCCAACUGGAUGAUGACGAUUAUGAUAGUUUGCCGGCUCCAAUCAAAAUUUCCACCAAGACAUUGCAGUACAUCAGAGAAUUCCGGAGACAUAUCCGACUCAUCGGUAUCCUGUGCAACCCGGCCCUGAUCCAGCGACACUGGGACGAGAUGUCCAAGAUUGUCGGCUUCGACCUCACUCCUGACGCCGGCACAACGCUCAGGAAGAUGCUUGCAAAGCGUCUCGAGGACGUCCUUGAAGAAUUUGAAGUAAUCAGCAUCAGUGCGGACAAGGAGAAACAGUUACAAGAAAACCUGGCAAAAAUGUUAGCAGAUUGGAAGGACAUUACAUUUACCAUCAGCACUUAUAAAGAGACAAAUAUACCAAUUCUUACGGCAUUGGAUGAUAUUCAGGCCGUGCUAGAUGACCACCUCAUAAAGACACUGACCAUGCGAGGGUCUGCCUUCGUGAAACCAAUUGAAGCCGAGGUCAAAAACUGGUAUGAGAAGCUAGUAAGAAUGAAUCGAACCUUGGAAGAGUGGGGCAAGGUUCAGUCUCAGUGGCUGUAUCUCUUGCCGAUAUUUUCCUCCAAGGACAUCAUUGCCCAGAUGCCUUCAGAGGCUGCCUUGUUUCAGGAGGUAGACGGAGCCUACCAGAGGAUAAUGAAUGCAGUCCAUAAGGAGCCACAUGUCGUCUUGACGGCUGGCACGGUAGGAAUUCUGGAGCUGCUGAUCGAGAGCGUGGAGAAACUUGAGACCAUAAAUGAUGGAGUAAAUGCCUACCUAGAGACGAAGAGGCUGUUCUUCCCAAGGUUCUUCUUCCUGUCGAACGACGAGAUCUUGGAGAUCCUCUCUGAGACGAAGGACCCGCUGAGGGUACAGCCCCACCUCAAGAAGUGUUUCGAGGGCAUCAGCAAGCUGGGGUUUGAUGAUCAGCUCGACAUAUACUCCAUGUUCAGCUCGGAGGGUGAGGAGGUGUCCCUGGUCAGCAACAUAUCCACCGUGGAGGCCCGCGGGAGUGUCGAGAAGUGGCUCGUGCAGGUGGAGGAGCAGAUGAAGCUCAGCGUGCGCCAGGAGAUCGAGCUGAGCCACGAGGACUACCCCGCCGUGCCCCGCACGCAGUGGAUGAUGCGCUGGCCCGGGCAGGUGGUGCUGUGCGUGUCGAUGAUGUACUGGACAGCCGACGUGCACGGCAACCUCUCGGGCAGGGAGGCCGUGGCACAGCUCGGGCGCUACCACUCCCGGCUGAUGCACCAGCUGAGCGAGACGGUGUCGCUGGUGAGGGGCCACCUGAGCGCUCAGGCGCGCAUCACGCUGGGAGCGCUGGUCGUCCUCGACGUGCACGCCAAGGACAUAGUGGAGGAGCUGCACGCCAAGGGCGUCGACACGGCCGCCGACUUCAAGUGGCUGGCCCAGCUCAGGUACUACUGGGAAGACGAUGCGGUGGUGCAGAUCAUCAACGCGACGGUGCCGUACUUCUACGAGUACCUGGGCAACUCGCCGCGGCUGGUCAUCACUCCGCUCACGGACCGCUGCUACCGCACGCUCAUCAGCGCCUACCACCUGCACCUGAACGGGGCUCCCGAGGGCCCCGCGGGCACCGGCAAGACGGAGACCACCAAGGACCUGGCCAAGGCCAUCGCGGUGCAGUGCAUCGUGUUCAACUGCUCGGACGGGCUCGACUACAAAGCCAUGGGCAAGUUCUUCAAGGGCCUGGCCUCGUCCGGGGCGUGGUCCUGCUUCGACGAGUUCAACCGCAUCGACGUGGAGGUGCUGUCGGUGGUCGCGCAGCAGAUCCUGUGCAUCAUCCAGGCCGUGCAGGCCGGCGUCAAGACGUUCGUGUUCGAGGGCACGGAGCUGGUGCUGAACCCGGCCUGCUACGUCUGCAUCACCAUGAACCCGGGCUACGCCGGUCGCUCCGAGCUGCCCGACAACCUCAAGGUGCUGUUCCGCACAGUGGCAAUGAUGGUUCCUGAUUACGCCUUGAUCGGCGAGAUCUCUCUCUAUUCCUACGGCUUUGUGGAUGCCAGAAAUCUAUCUGUCAAAAUCGUGACCACAUACAGAUUAUGCUCGGAGCAACUGUCAUCUCAAUGCCACUAUGACUAUGGCAUGAGGGCCGUGAAGACGGUGCUGGCGGCCGCCGGCAACAUGAAGCUCAAGUUCCCGGACGAGAAGGAGGACAUCCUCCUGCUGCGCUCCAUCGUGGACGUGAACCUGCCCAAGUUCCUCAGCCACGACGUCCCUCUCUUCGAGGGCAUCAUCUCCGACCUGUUUCCUGGCACCAAGCUGCCCACCAUCUCGUAUGACCUCCUCAUGGGUGCCAUGCUGGAGAUAUGCGCUGAAUUGAAAAUCCAGCCUGUGGAGACAUUCAGACUGAAAGUUAUCCAGACGUACGAGAUGAUGAUCGUCAGGCAUGGCUUCAUGCUGGUGGGCCUGCCACUGUCAGGGAAGUCUUCUGCACUCAAGGUGCUAGCAGGCACGCUGACGAGAAUGCAUGAGAGGGGGCAUGGUGAACAGGCUGCAGAAUACCAAAUAAUCAACCCCAAAUCAAUAACAAUGGGACAAUUGUACGGGCAGUUUGACCCAGUCUCUUACGAGUGGAGCGAUGGUGUUGUGGCUAAAGCUUUCAGGCGGUUCGCGACAGCUACGGACGGGGGCCGCAAGUGGGUGGUUUUCGACGGGCCGGUGGAUGCCGUCUGGAUCGAGAACAUGAACACCGUGCUGGACGACAACAAGAAGCUGUGCCUCAACUCGGGGGAGAUCAUCGCACUCACCCCGGCCAUGUCCAUGAUAUUCGAAGUCAUGGACCUGCUGCAGGCAUCACCGGCGACGGUGUCUCGCUGCGGCAUGAUAUACUUUGAGCCGGAGCUGCUGGGCUGGAAGCCGUUUGUGACGUCCUGGGUCUCCCAGCUGGACCAAUCAUGGCUGGACGAGUGCCAGGGCUUGCUGGAGGACUUGUUCGACUGGCUGGUCCCGCCCAGCCUGGAUUUCAUCCGGAAGCAAUGCCACCAGCUUGUGUCCAGCGGCAGCUCCAACCUCGUCAUGUCCAUGAUGAAGCUGGUGGACAUGCUGCUGAAGAGUGCGGUCAAGGCCGGCGAUGGUGGGACCGAGCACUUGCGCUCCUGGGUUCAGGCCGCCUUCCUGUUCGCCGGGGUGUGGGGCCUGGGCGGCGUGUUGGAUGCCGACAGCCGUCGAGCCUUCGACGAGUUCUACCGCGACCUGUGGAGUGGAAAUAACUCUCAUUGGCCACUGCCGAACAGAAUAGGCAAAAUAGAUGUGCCAGUGCCUCCCGAAGGCCUGAUUCAUGACUACUGUUACAUCUUCAAGGAGAAGGGCUAUUGGAGACAUUGGCUGGAGGUACUAGAGACCACAGACGUCAAAGAGACUAUAAACAUGCAGGAAAUAAUGGUUCCGACCAUUGACACAUUGAAAUACCAGUACAUAAUGGACCUGCACCUGAAACACUACUGCCCAAUGCUGCUCAUUGGCGACACAGGCACGGGAAAAAGUUUCUACACCCAGAACAAAAUGAUGCAUGGCCUUUCGCUGGAAAAUUACGUGCCCGCGUUCAUAACUCUUACCGUUCAGAUAACGGCCAACCAGCUGCAGGAGCUGGUCCUGUCCAAGCUGCACAAGCACAGGAAAGGCAUGUAUGGCCCACCGCACGACAUGGAGUGUGUGAUAUUCGUGGACGAUCUCAACAUGCCGGUUAAGGAGAUAUAUGGCGCGCAGCCACCUUUGGAGCUGCUCAGGCAGUUUUUCGACCACGGUUACUGGUACGACCUGAAAGACAUUUCGAAGAUGUCCCUGUUUAAUACGAUGUUGAUAGCCGCAAUGGGUCUUCCGGGAGGCAGCCGGCAGGAAAUUUACGAGAGGUUCCUUUGCCACUUCAACCUGUACUCCAUCAACCCAUUUACCCAUGAAAGCAUGAGUCGCAUCUUCACCAACGUGCUGUUCAUAGGCUUAAAGAGACACGGGCUUACAAGCGAUGUGAUGCCUUCCGUGGUGUCCACCGUGCAAGCGACACUGGACAUGUACCACUCUGCCAUAGAGAACCUGCGGCCCACACCAGCCAAGUCCCAUUACAUCUUCAACCUGAGAGACUUUGCUCGCAUCAUUCAAGGAUGUAUGCUUCUCAAGAAAGACUCUUUGCGUGACGACAAGGUUUUCAUCAAACUCUGGGUUCACGAAGUACUAAGAGUGUUCUAUGACCGCCUAAUUGAUAGCGAAGAUUGUGUGUGGCUCUACAAUAAGCUACGAGUUUGUGUGGAGAAGCAUUUCAAGAAAAGUUUCGAUGAUUCUCUUGAUACUUUGCCACAGGUUGACGGAAAGGUGGUUGAAGAGUCACUGGAGGGCCUCUUUUUUGGCACUUACAUGGAUGUUGAUGCACUUGAUGAAGAAAAGAAAUAUGAAGAAAUUCUUAAUAUAGAACAGUUUCUCACCUUGGCAUCUGAUGUAUUGGAAGAGUAUAAUGCUACUACCAAAGUGAAGAUGGACAUAGUACUUUUCAGGUACGCCCUGGAACACCUGUCGCGCAUAUGCCGGAUCCUGGCGAUGCCGUGCGGCAGCGGCCUGCUGGUGGGGGUGGGCGGCUCCGGCAGGCAGUCGCUGACGAGGCUGGCGACCGCCAUCACCGGCUUCCGCUUCUUCCAGCCGGACAUCACCAAGUCUUACGGGGCCAACGACUGGCGCGAUGACCUGAAGAAGGUGCUGAAGCAGAGCGGAGGGGAGAACCGCAACACCACCUUCCUGCUGACGGAGAACCAGCUGAGGGAAGAGCUGUUCCUGCAGAACGUCGACUCGCUGCUCAACUCCGGAGAGGUGCCCAACCUGUUCGCCAUCGACGAGCAGCAGGAAAUAUUCGACAUGGUGAGGCUCGCAGCCCAGGGAGGCAACAGGAACCUGGACAUAUCUGCCCUCGAAGUCUACACGUUCUUCGUGAACCGCUGCAGGCAGAAGCUGCACAUCAUCCUGUGCUUCAGCCCCAUUGGUGCGUCCUUCCGCCAGCGGCUGCGUCUCUACCCCUCGCUCGUCAACUGCUGCACUAUCGACUGGUACCAGGGUUGGCCGGAAGAAGCUCUGGAGCAAGUAGCUCAGAAGUACAUAGGUGACGUCGACAUCCCAGAGAAUGUAAAAGGUUCAGCCGUCGUAGCCUGCAAGUACUUCCACGUCACCUCCAGAGACAUGUCUGACAAGUUCUUCUCGGCCACGGGGAGGAAGACGUACGUGACCACCGCAGCCUACCUGGAGUUGAUCCGCUCCUACCUCAGGAUCAUGAAGCUGAAGCAAGAGGAGAUAAUCCAGACUCAGCAGAGAUACACGGGAGGGCUGCAGAGACUCCUGUUCGCAGAGGAGCAGGUGACGGGCAUGAAGAAGCGGCUGACGGACCUGCAGCCCAAGCUGGAGUACCAGGCCAGGCUGAUGAAGGAGAUGAUGCUGAGCAUCCAGAGGGACACCGUGAACGCGCAGAAGGCCUCGGAGCUGGUGCGGAAGGACGAGCAGGAGGCCAAGGUUGUGGCGGACGCCGCGGCGGCGCUCAGGGACGAGUGCGAAGCCGACCUGGCGGAGGCUCAGCCCCUUCUCGACGCGGCCGUGGCGGCUCUGGCUACGCUGACGCCUGCAGACAUUACGCUGGUGAAGUCCAUGAAGAGACCCCCUGAAGCUGUGAAGGUGGUGCUGGCGGCUGUUUGCAUUCUGAAGGACCUCAAGCCAGACAGAAUAAGUGACCCAAGCACCGGCAGAAUGGUGUCGGACUACUGGGGCCCCAGCCAGAGGAUGCUCGGAGACAUAAACUUCCUCCGUUUCUUGACCAAAGAAUUCGACAAGGAUAACAUUCCACCACACAUCAUGCAGAAGAUACGCAAAGAAUACCUGCCGGACAAGAAUUUUCAGCCCUCGGUAGUGGCAAAGGCGUCCAGCGCUGCGGAGGGUCUGUGCAAGUGGGUCAUUGCCAUCGAUAAGUACGACAAGGUUCAGAGGGUAGUGGCGCCCAAGAAAGAGAAGCUGGCGAUAGCUGAUGAGCAGUACAGAUCCACCAUGGAAAUACUGGACGCGAAGAAGGCGCAGCUGGCGAAGCUGGAGAAGAACUUGCAGGAGCUGCAGAGGAACCUGGAAAAUGCCAUCCUGGAGAAGCAGGCUCUGGAGGAUGAGAGAGAUUCCUGCAAGAAGCAGCUCGUCGUGGCAGAGAGGCUGAUAGGUGGCCUGGGAGGAGAGAAGUCCAGGUGGCAUGAUGCUGCGAAUUCCCUUCAGGAAAGCUUGAAGUUUCUUGCUGGAGACAUACUUAUAUCCUGUGGGAUAAUUUCAUACUUAUCUCCUUUCUCAGCAGCCUACAGGAACGAGUGCGUGGAGGACUGGCAGAAGUACGUGGUCUCCUUGCGGAUCCCCAGCUCGGAACGGUUCAGCUUCACUGGGGUGCUGGGCUCCGAGAUCAAGAUUCAGAGCUGGAACAUAUUCGGGCUCCCCAGGGACGACUUCUCCACCGACAAUGCCAUCAUCGUCGACAUGUCAUUCCGGUGGUCGCUGAUGCUGGACCCCCAGGGCCAGGCCAACAAGUGGAUCAGGAGCAUGGAGGAGCAGCGCAACCUGGCCAUCGUCAAGUUCUCGGACGCCGACUACAUGCAGGUGAUAGAGAAGGCGGUGGAGACGGGCCAGCCGGUGCUCAUGGAGAACGUGGGCGAGGAACUGGAGACUCCGCUGGACCCUCUGCUCGCCAAGCAGAUAUUCCAGCAAGGCAGCAAGUUCUACAUCAACCUGGGGGACAGCAUCCUGGACUACGACCCUCAGUUCCGGUUCUACAUGACCUCGAAGCUGCGCAACCCUCACCUGCUGCCGGAGGUGUUCAACAGGGUGACGGUGGUCAACUUCUCCCUGACGAUGGCCGGGCUGGAGGACCAGCUGCUGGGCAUCGUGGUGGCCAAGGAGAGGCCAGACUUGGAGGAACAGCGGCAGGAUCUGAUAGCACAGAGUGCAGCUGACGAGAAGACACUGAAAGAAGUGGAAGACAACAUCCUCAAAACACUGACUGAAUCUGGAGACAAAAUUCUGGAGGAUGAGCAGGCCAUUGAAGUGCUUGAUUAUUCAAAGGUUUUGUCUGCCGAUAUAGUAAAGAGGCAGGUCAUAGCAGCAGAGACGAAGGAGCAAAUUGAGGCCUUCCGGCAGAGCUAUCGCUCGCUCGCACGCCACUCGUCCGUGCUGUACUAUUGCAUCACCGACCUGCCCAAUGUGGACCCCAUGUACCAGUACUCGCUGCCAUGGUUCAUCAACCUGUACGUCAUGUCUAUUGAGACGAGUAAGAAGUCCAAGUUCUUUGAGAAACGUUUGGAGUACUUGCACGAAACAUUCACCCUGAACCUUUACAGCAACGUGUGUCGCUCGCUGUUCGAGAAGGACAAGUUGAUGUUCUCCUUCAUCCUCUGCAGCAAUAUCGAUAUGCAUAACGGGAAUCUGACCAGAGAGGAGUUCAUGUUCUUCAUGACUGGCGGGGUGGCCCUGGAGAACCCAAGGCCAAACCCUGACCCGGCCUGGCUCAGCACAAAGUCCUGGGACGAAGUCUGCCGUGUGGCCGAACUGCCUGCGUUUUCAGAGUUUGCCGACAGUGUGGAGCAGCACGUGCGUCAGUGGAAGGAGUGGUACGACCUGCUGGAGCCCCAGGAGCAGGAUCUGCCCGCGCCCUGGCAGCACCAGCUCACGCCGUUCCAGAGGCUGGUGGUCGUGCGCAUGCUGCGUCCCGACAAGAUAAUUGUGUCAGUCAGCAAGUUCGUGAAGGAAGAUAUGGGUGAGCGUUUCGUUACACCACCACCAUUCGACAUCGGUCGGUCGUACGAGGACUCCAAUUGCUUGUCUCCUCUGAUCUUCAUACUGUCUGCUGGUUCCGACCCGAUGUCGGCUCUGAUGAGCUUCACAGAGCGGAUGGGGUUCAGCAACAAGUUCCAGUCCAUUUCCCUGGGCCAAGGGCAGGGCCCGAUAGCGAGGGCCAUGAUGGCGGAGGCCCAGCAGUCGGGCGGCUGGGUGUGCCUGCAGAACUGCCACCUGGCCGUGUCCUGGAUGCCCGAGCUGGAGCAACUGUGGGACGCCCAGAACUUCGGGAACACCAGCCCGCUGUACCGGCUGUGGCUCACCAGCUACCCCAGCGACAAGUUUCCAGUAACGCUGCUCCAGAACGGAGUGAAGAUGACGAAUGAACCCCCGACAGGCUUGAAGCAGAACAUCCUGCGCUCGUACCAGUCGGAGCCGGUCAAGGACUCGGAGUUCUACGAGGGCUGCCCCGGGAAGGACAACACCUUCAACCGCUUGCUGUAUGGGAUAUGCUUCUUCCACGCCGUGGUGCAAGAGCGAAGGAAGUUCGGCCCGAUCGGCUGGAACAUCCCCUAUGGCUUCAACGAAUCAGACUUCCACAUCUCUGUCAAGCAGUUACAGAUGUUUGUGAAUGAGUUCACGGAGGUGCCAUACGAAGCCAUCUCGUACGUGACGGGAGAGUGCAACUACGGGGGGCGUGUCACGGACGACUGGGACCGCCGCACCAUCACAACGAUCCUCGCGGACUUUGUGAACCCGAACGUGGUGAAUGUUCCCUCGUACCUGUUCUCCCAGCUGGGGAGCAUGUACGGGCUGCCUCGCAGGACAGAGUACCGGGUGUACAUACAGCACAUCGAGGCGCUGCCAUCAUUGCCUCCUCCAGAAGUUUUUGGCCUCCACAUGAAUGCAGGAAUAAGUCGUGACCUGGGGAACUCGAGACUUUUACUUUCUACGUUGUUGUUGGUUUAUGGUGGAGGCGCGUCAGAAGGACAGGGCCAGUCAGGAGACAACCUCCUUGUUGAAGUCAUCAAUGACAUUUUGAACAAGCUGCCGGGUAACUUCGACGUAGAGGAAGCCAACAAAAGGUACCCCACGCUGUACUCCGAGUCGAUGAACACGGUCCUGGUGCAAGAGAUGGACCGCUUCAACAGGCUGCUGUCGACCAUGCGCACGUCCCUGGAAACACUGAAGCGCGCCAUCGCCGGCCUGGUGGUGAUGACCCCGGAUCUGGAGGCCAUGACCACUGCGCUGCUCAUCAACAAAGUCCCUGAGGCGUGGCAGCACGUCAGCUACCCGAGCCUCAAGCCCCUGGCCAGCUACGUACAAGACUUCCUGCAGCGACUCAAGUUCCUGCAGAAGUGGUACGACGAGGGCAAGCCGCCGACGUUCUGGCUGUCGGGCUUCUUCUUCACGCAAGCAUUCCUGACGGGGGCGAUGCAGAACUACGCUCGCAAGUACAAGAUAGCCAUCGACCUGCUCACAUACGACUUCGACGUGCUCUCGGCGGACCACAAGGCCCAGGCUCCCGACGAUGGGGUGCUGGUGUACGGGCUGUUCCUGGACGGCGCUCGCUGGGACAGGUCCAUGAAGCAGCUGGCAGAGCAGAGGCCCAAAGUGCUGGUGGACAGGAUGCCGCUCAUUUGGUUGAAGCCGUGCGAGCGAGCGGCCCUCCAGCUGAGAGCGCGCUACGUGUGCCCCUUGUACAAGACGUCCGAGCGCAAGGGGGUGCUCUCGACGACGGGCCACUCCACCAACUACGUGCUGCCGAUCCUGCUGGGCACAGACCUGCCCGCCAGCCACUGGGUCAAGAGGGGCGUCGCGCUCCUGUGCCAGCUGGACGACUGAGUCCUUCCGUCUCCAGCACGUUAUCCUCAAAUAUGUACUAAACAUUAUGAUUUUUUAUUAAAUGUUAACUAAAAAAUAAA
Molecule: messenger RNA, 11493 nt
Organism: Bacillus rossius redtenbacheri
Lineage: Eukaryota; Metazoa; Arthropoda; Insecta; Phasmatodea; Bacillidae
Gene: Dhc62B
Product: dynein axonemal heavy chain 7
Exons: 58
Coding region: 830-11413 (3527 amino acids)
Biological process (GO): microtubule-based movement
Cellular component (GO): dynein complex
Molecular function (GO): minus-end-directed microtubule motor activity; dynein intermediate chain binding; dynein light intermediate chain binding
Source: RefSeq, a predicted model, not a curated record